Pomacea canaliculata is the source of this 1048-nucleotide messenger RNA. Its product is annotated as transmembrane protein 17B-like. Gene Ontology annotation, biological process: non-motile cilium assembly. The transcript is spliced from 4 exons. The record is from RefSeq and is a predicted model, not a curated record. Bases 49 to 642 code for a protein of 197 amino acids. Gene Ontology annotation, cellular component: ciliary transition zone. Lineage: Eukaryota; Metazoa; Mollusca; Gastropoda; Architaenioglossa; Ampullariidae.
UGCAAUGUAAGCAGGCUGGCUUUAGUUCAAACCAAAACUUCGGGCACCAUGGACGCUACUUUUAGAAAAACUAUGACAUCUGUUACAGAUGUUUUAUUUCCAGUUAAUAAAUCUGCACGAGAUCCUCAGAAACACCAGAUUUUGAAAACAGGAAAUGAAUAUGUGACGAACUUACCUCUACAAAUGCUGAUUUACUUCAAUGCGUUCUUUUCACCUCUUUGGCUUAUUACCUGCAUUGUUAUGCUGGAGGCUAAGUUCAACUUCCUCUCAGACUUGUACAGAAUUGUCCUGAUUUCUGUUUACAUUGCGUAUUCUCUUGUUGAGAUCAUCCGCCUAUACUUGGGGUAUGUUGGAAACCUUAUGGAAAGAGUUCCAGAGCUAGCUGGAUUUUGGCUGCUGACUGUUUUGCUUCAGCUUCCUCUGAUUUUGCUGCUGCUUUUCAAUACUGAUGCUCUGCUCUUACCACUGGAAAGGGCCAUUCACAUAGUUAAAGCCUUGUUUGUCGUCAGUGAAGUCAUCGUUGGAUAUUUCGCGAUUCGUAUCAUGGUCAAUUAUCAAGUAACAAAAUAUCACCUACAGCAGUUUACUGCAUUAGAUGAAGUAGAUAAUGAGUAUUGGCCAGAAUCUAGAUACACAACAUAGGUCUGCAAGGCUGUGUGUGUAUAAAAGUCUUCCUGUGCAUACAAGGACAUAAAACAUGUUUCUAGUGACGUUUAUCAGAAGGAUCAGGAAAAAAAAUCUUUAUGUAUGCAUACAGCACAAGUGAGACCUAAAUAGCUAGGCCAAGGACUGUGAUGAUAUUCCUUUGUUUGAGAAGCUCUGCUUAUAUUUGUAAAUGCAGUCCAUGCACAUUGGCUGUCGUGGUUUCAGUUCUUGCCUUAGGCAAACUGUUCUUUCUCUGCAUGGCAUCUGAUUACAGGGCUGGCUGCCUUAGUUUGGCUUGGCAUAAAACACCCACAUCCCCACCCACUUUGCCAUUUGAUUUUGUAUAUUUGUGAUAGAUUUUAUAAUACUGAUUACUAAAUCUUUAAAAAAAAAAAAAAAAAAU